Habropoda laboriosa is the source of this 1857-nucleotide messenger RNA. RefSeq names its product acetylcholine receptor subunit alpha-like 1 (gene nAChRalpha1). The record is from RefSeq and is a predicted model, not a curated record. Gene Ontology annotation, molecular function: acetylcholine-gated monoatomic cation-selective channel activity; transmembrane signaling receptor activity. Lineage: Eukaryota; Metazoa; Arthropoda; Insecta; Hymenoptera; Apidae. Bases 1 to 1857 code for a protein of 618 amino acids. Gene Ontology annotation, biological process: monoatomic ion transmembrane transport; nervous system process; signal transduction. The transcript has 6 exons. Gene Ontology annotation, cellular component: synapse; postsynaptic membrane; neuron projection.
AUGCUUAGGGAUGCUUGGUCGAACGACGGUGGGAAAGGCUGGUGGCGAUGGUGGUCUAGGUUGGGCGGAUUGCUGGCGAUGGCGACGGCCAUUUCCUGUCUUGUUGCCCCGUUUCCGGGUGCCUCGGCCAAUCCGGAAGCGAAGCGUCUCUACGAUGACCUGCUGUCGAACUACAACCGCCUCAUCCGCCCUGUUGGCAACAACAGCGAUCGGCUCACUGUCAAAAUGGGACUACGCCUCUCCCAGCUCAUCGAUGUUAACCUGAAGAACCAGAUAAUGACGACGAACGUUUGGGUGGAACAAGAGUGGAACGAUUACAAGCUGAAGUGGAACCCGGAUGAUUAUGGCGGUGUCGACACCCUCCACGUGCCGUCGGAGCAUAUAUGGUUGCCGGAUAUUGUUCUUUACAACAACGCCGAUGGCAACUAUGAGGUGACCAUUAUGACCAAGGCAAUUUUGAACCAUACGGGGAAGGUCAUGUGGAAACCUCCGGCGAUCUAUAAAUCAUUUUGCGAGAUCAACGUGGAGUACUUCCCCUUUGACGAGCAGACUUGCUUCAUGAAGUUUGGUUCGUGGACUUACGACGGGUACACGGUCGACUUACGACACCUGGCCCAGACCGAAGAGUCGAACCGCAUCGAGGUCGGGAUCGACCUGACCGACUACUAUAUUUCCGUCGAGUGGGACAUCAUAAAAGUGCCUGCCGUGAGGAACGAGGCGUUCUACAUAUGCUGCGAGGAGCCCUACCCAGAUAUCGUGUUCAAUAUCACCCUGCGCCGCAAGACCCUCUUCUACACGGUGAACCUGAUCAUACCGUGCGUGGGCAUAUCUUUUCUCUCGGUGCUGGUGUUCUACCUGCCGAGCGACAGCGGUGAGAAGGUCUCCCUGUCGAUCUCUAUACUGCUGUCGUUGACGGUGUUCUUCCUACUGUUGGCCGAGAUCAUACCGCCCACGUCGUUAACGGUACCGUUGCUCGGCAAGUACCUCCUGUUCACGAUGGUACUUGUCACGUUGUCCGUGGUGGUGACGAUAGCCGUGUUGAACGUGAACUUUCGCUCCCCUGUCACCCAUCGUAUGGCCAAAUGGGUGCGUGUGGUGUUCAUACAAGUGUUGCCGCGUUUCCUUCUGAUCGAGAGGCCGAAGAAGGACGACGAUGAGGAGGAGGACGAUGACGAUGACGAGGUUAGGAACGGCGUAGGUGUCGCUGGUGUGACGGCCGACGGUGAGCCGAUGGACGAGGACGACGACGACGACGACGACGAGGACGUCGAGGCGACCAAUGGGAAACCGGCCGAGGGCAUGCUCACCGAUGUGUUCCAUGUACAAGAGACUGAUAAGUACGACUCGUACUACGGCAAGAGGUUCAGCGGGGAGUACGAGAUACCUGCGCACGGCUUGCCACCGUCAGCGACCAGGUACGAUCUUGGUGCUGUGGCCACCGUCGGGCCAGUCGCGCCAUGUUUCGAGGAGCCGCUACCCUCGCUGCCACUGCCCGGGGCUGACGACGACCUCUUCGGCCCGGCCAGCCCAGCGUACGUUCACGAGGACGUCAGCCCCACCUUCGAGAAGCCGUUGGUUCGCGAGAUCGAGAAGACCAUCGACGACGCCCGGUUCAUCGCGCAGCACGCCAAGAAUAAGGACAAGUUUGAGAGCGUGGAGGAGGACUGGAAAUACGUAGCGAUGGUGCUCGACCGGAUCUUCCUUUGGAUAUUCACGGUAGCCUGUGUGCUGGGCACAGUGUUGAUCAUCCUUCAGGCGCCGAGUCUCUACGAUACGACAAAGCCGAUCGACAUCAAGUACAGCAAGAUCGCGAAGAAGAAGAUGGCGCUGCUGAACAUGGGCCCCGAGGAGGACUAG